CCUCCACAGACACAUAAAGCAGCAACCUGUCCUGGUGAGGGACAGUCACUCACUCAACCCACAGACCCGGCCGCCGGACAGAACCCAGGACCACUCCCUGAGACAAUGACCAUGUUUGAAAAUGUCACCCGGGCCCUGACCAGACAGCUGAACCCUCGAGGGGACCUGACGCCUCUGGACAGCCUCAUAGACUUCAAGCGCUUCCACCCCUUCUGCCUGGUGCUGAGGAAAAGGAAGAGCACGCUCUUCUGGGGUGCCCGGUACCUGCGCACCGACUACACCUUCUUGGAUGUGCUGGAACCUGGCAGCUCACCCUCCAACCCAACAGACUCUGGGAACUUUGCCUUUAAGAAUAUGCUGGAUGCCAAAGUGGAGGGACAGGUGGAUGUGCCAAGGACAGUCAAGGUGACGGGGGCUGCAGGACUGUCUCGGAACAGCACCUUGGAGGUCCAGACGCUCAGUGUGGCUCCCAAGGCCCUGGAGACCUUGCACCAGGAGAGGAAGCUGUCAGCAGAGCACCCGUUCCUGAAAGAGAUGCGAGAUCGAGGCGAGAACCUGUAUGUGGUGAUGGAGGUGGUGGAGACAGUGCAGGAGGUCACUCUAGAGAGAGCCGGCAAGGCAGAGGGUGUCUUCUCCCUCCCUUUCUUCGCUCCAUUGGGGAUACAGGGAUCCAUCAACCACAAGGAGGCGGUAACCAUCCCCAAGGGCUGCAUCCUGGCCUUUCGAGUGAGGCAGCUGAUAGUCAAAGGGGAAAAUGAAUGGGAGAUUCCACAUAUCUGCAACGAUAACAUGCAAACCUUCCUUCCUGCAGAAAAGCCAGAAGAGGAGAAGCUCAUCCUCAUCCAGGCAUCUGAUGUCGGGGAAAUGCAUGAGGACUUCAAGACGCUCAAAGCAGAGAUUCAACGAGAGACCCAAGAAGUGGAGAAGCUGAGUCCCGUGGGACAAAGCUCCUUGCUCACGGCCCUCUGCAAACUUCUAGGAAAGAAAAAGGAGCUACAAGACCUGGAGCUCACGCUUGAAGGGGCUCUCGACAAAGGACAUGAAGUGACGCUGGAGGCACUCCCAAAAGACGUCCUCAUAUCCAAGGAGGUUAUGGGCGCCAUCCUCUACUUCCUUGGAGCACUAACAGAGUUAAGUGAAGCCCAACAGAAGCUGCUGUUGAAAUCCAUGGAGAAAAAGAUCCUGCCUGUGGAACUGAAACUUGUGGAGAGCACACUGGAACAGAAUUUUCUGCAUGACAAAGAGGAUGUUUUCCCCCUGCAAGCUAACCUGCUCGCCUCGCUUGGGGAAGAGGAACUGAUCCUCACUGAGGCCCUCGUGGGGCUGAGCGGCCUGGAAGUGCAGAGAUCGGGCCCUCAGUACACAUGGGACCCAGACACCCUCCCCCACCUCUGUGCCCUUUACGCCGGCCUCUCCUUCCUGCAGCUGCUGACCAAGGCCUCCUAACUUGCCUUUUCCGUCUGCCUGUUGCUUCCCUAACGCCUUCCCUACCUCACUGUGCUACGUCCUUAACAUUCAAGGGCAUUUCAUAGCCGCCAGGCCAAGGAGGAUGAAAAUCCUAGCUGAUCCCCCAAGAUAACCAAUUUCCACUUGACCAAGUCUGUAUCUCCUCCUGCACCUGUAGCUCUGCUACCCGCUAAGCCCACCCGCUGACGCUUAAGUCCUCUGAGAGUAGAAACACUCAAAUUUUAAAAAUUAUGAACCAUUUCAGCAAAACCAAAAUUAAUUAAUUUUCUAUCCCAAUCCCUCAAUCUUGUGCUUUUAAAAAAAAAUCAAGCUUUACUAGAAUUAAUGGAAAAUAUUUCACUUUG
Messenger RNA from Pipistrellus kuhlii (Kuhl's pipistrelle), 1811 nucleotides. It is a transcript of the gene GSDMA, whose product is annotated as gasdermin A. NCBI's taxonomy places the organism in Eukaryota, Metazoa, Chordata, Mammalia, Chiroptera, Vespertilionidae. Gene Ontology annotation, molecular function: phosphatidylserine binding; phosphatidylinositol-4-phosphate binding; phosphatidylinositol-4,5-bisphosphate binding. The coding region runs from base 106 to 1446 and encodes 446 amino acids. The record is from RefSeq and is a predicted model, not a curated record. The transcript is spliced from 12 exons. Gene Ontology annotation, biological process: pyroptotic inflammatory response; defense response to bacterium.